This is a messenger RNA of Apodemus sylvaticus (European woodmouse), 3401 nucleotides long. It is a transcript of the gene Arsl, whose product is annotated as arylsulfatase L. Gene Ontology annotation, molecular function: arylsulfatase activity. The transcript is spliced from 11 exons. Bases 355 to 2184 code for a protein of 609 amino acids. The record is from RefSeq and is a predicted model, not a curated record. NCBI's taxonomy places the organism in Eukaryota, Metazoa, Chordata, Mammalia, Rodentia, Muridae.
CUCAGCCCUGCCUCCUGCCCACCCGGUCCUGCAUUCUUCUCAUUUCAGUUUUUUUGGCUCUGUGAACCCUGGGGCUGGCAGAGUGCAUGUGCGUCCUUGCUUGUGAUGUCAGGACGGGGGCGGGGACCGGGUCAGCGACCAACUUCGCGCCUGCGCUGACAAGGUCAAACCUGAGCCGAAUGCGCGUGCGUUCCCCUUCUGCCCUGCCCUCUUUGCGGCGCUGUCGCAAAGCUACUGCACGGUUCUGGCACAGACUAAUUCGUCCGCUCGUGGCCCCACCCACUGAGCAGCUGAGACCGCAGGGAAUGUGCUGUGACCCCCAGGGGUCGGAGGAAGUCCGGUCCUGCAGGCGCAAUGACUUCUCCCAGCCACCAGAGCCUCGGCCUAGGCCCUGUGGCCAUACUCUGUGUGCUCCAAGACCUGCAGCUCCUCACUGCCUUGCUGCUACCGCCCCCGUCCCGCCCCAACUUCCUCAUCAUCAUGGCGGACGACCUUGGCUUUGGGGACCUCGGCUGCUAUGGCAACACCACACUCAGGACGCCCAACAUCGACCGCCUGGCGGAGGAUGGUGUCCGCCUCACUCAGCACCUAGCCGCUGCCUCCAUGUGCACACCCAGCCGUGCAGCUUUCCUUACAGGGAGAUACCCUGUGCGCUCAGGCAUGGCGUCCACAUGGGGGCCCCGUGUGCUGCAGUGGGCAGCGGGUGCUGCUGGGCUUCCCCCUGAGGAGGUCACCUUUGCCCGGGUCCUGCAGGAGCGUGGAUACACCACAGGGCUUGUGGGGAAGUGGCACCUGGGUCUGAGCUGCAGCUCAAGGUCUGACCUGUGCCACCACCCACUGCGCCACGGCUUUGCGCACUUCCUGGGACUGCCGCUCGGCAUGAUGGGAGACUGCGCCAGAGCGGAGCCAUCUGAGAAGCGCACUCGGCUGGAGCAGGGCCUGCGCUGGGUCGGGCGGGGCCUGGCGGCCAUGGCAGCCAUCAUGGCCUCCAUCACCCUGGCUGGUCGGAGUUGGGCCUUGUGGGCGGUGCUGGCUCUGGGCGCGACCUCGGCCACCCUGGAGGUGGGGUCGCGUGUGGUGGGCGGGGCCGUGGCGCGCCUGGACUGCUUCCUGAUGCGCGGCGCCAAUGUCACCCAGCAACCCCUGAGCCUCAGUCGCCUCACCCCGCUGCUGCUCCGGGAGGCAGAGGACUUCCUGCAACGGCACGCCCACGCCCCCUUCCUGCUGUUCGUGUCCCUGCCACAUGUGCAUACACCGCUUGUGACAUCGCCCGCCUUCCAGGGCCGCAGCGCCCACAGGCGCUAUGGCGACAAUGUGGAGGAGAUGGACUGGGUGGUAGGGCGUCUCCUGUCCGCACUGGACCGCGGGGGUGUGGCUGACCGCACGCUCGUCUACUUCACUUCUGACAAUGGCGGCUGGCUAGAAGCUCGCGCAGGUGGAGAGCAGCUUGGCGGCUGGAAUGGUGGCUUCCGGGGUGGGAAGGGCGCAGGCGGCUGGGAAGGCGGGGUCCGCGUGCCUGGCAUCUUCCGGUUCCCGGGCAUUCUGCCGCGGGGGCGUGUCCUCGCCGAGCCCACGAGCCUCAUGGACAUUUUCCCCACCGUGGUGCGCCUGGGGGGCGGGGCGUUGCCUGAGGACCGGGUGAUCGAUGGCCGUGACCUCCUGCCCCUGCUGCGUGGUGAGACCCCACGCUCUGCCCACAACUUCCUGUUCCACUACUGCGGGGAUGUCCUGCAUGCCGCCCGUUGGGCACAUCGUGAGAGAGGGAAGCUGUGGAAGGUGCACUUCGUGACCCCGGUCGAGGACCCGCCAGGCUCAGGGUCUUGUGCAGGGUCGCCUGAGUCUCAGGACGCCAUGGUGUGCGCGUGCGCGGGAGGUGGGGUCACAGCACAUGAUCCCCCACUGCUCUUCGAGCUGACCUCUGACCCAGGAGAGGCGAGGCCACUGACGCUGCACAAGGAGCCGGCCUUCAAUACCAUAUUGCAGGCACUGAGGCAAGGGAUUGCCCGCCACCUUGAGACACUGGGGCCUAGGCCAAGGGAAGUGGGCGGGGCCCUCGACCUGUGGCGCCCAUGGCUGCAGCCUUGCUGCGGAAAUGCAUGCGCCUGCGACCUGGAGGGCGGGGCAAGGGAAGGCAGGAAUGAUGGGGAUGAGGACCUGGAACCCUGGGGGCGGGGCUUUCUGUGAGACCAGAAGCCGAAGUGAACUCAGCCUGUUCUCCAGUGUUGUUCCUACCUGCUUGCUGCAUGCUUCCUGCUAUGAUGGGAGUGGAGUGAACGUCUGAACCUUCACGCCAGGCCAGAGGAAGUGUUUGCCGUUGUAGGAGUUGCCUUGCUCAUAGCAUCACAGUGCCUGGAAAUCCCAUCUGAAAUAGAUGACAGUUCCCCAGAUUUAAUUAUCGCUACUAUAAGCCUGGCCGUGUUUCUCUUUGGAGCAAUGUGGAUUUUUAAACUUUGGACUUGUACAUGCAUUAAUUGGAAAUUAAUUGGCCACCUUCAGAGGAUUACAGAUCACAUAGGGACUGAGAGGUGAUUUGUAUAUGUGUUUUAUGAUGUUUGCUUAAGAAUGUUGUUGCUGUUUGUCCUGGCCUGAAGAGUGACCUUGAAGCUUAGAUAAAGAGAUUUAUAUUACGUGCAGUGGCAAAAGAAGUUUCUGAAAUGCCCCAUAUAGAUUUUACCCUGUGUUUAUGAUUAUUGUUUUGAUCAAGCAAAUAAUCUUAAGGAGAUAGGUAAAAUGUAAUAUUCAAAGAAAAAAGAGUCACCAGGAAGUUGAAUGAAGCUUAAUCAUGUGACCAAGUUAUUAAACAGUAUUAUAUUAAAGGAAUGGUGACUUAAUGGAUUUGCAGUGGAAAAAAUGUGAACUUUAUCACGUUAGGCGUUAUUAUCACCUGGUUAUAAUAUAGAAAUAUAAGUAUAUGUCAAAUUAACAAGACAUGGAUUGUGAUUAUAUUUCUGCAUUUCAGUUUGUGAUCUAAAAGGAAGUGCUUAGGUUCAAGAAAAUUGGUACAUGCCUUAUAUCCCAGGAGAGUCAAGCAGGUUUCCAGUCUAAGUACUCCAGGUAGAGAACAAGUUUUAGGUAAAUGUACAGAGCCAUAUUGGGGCAGUCUUGCACUUGGUCAGAGUUUGACUUUGGUCAAGGUUAACUUCUCCCAGUUAGCCAGGAUCCUGCUCCACCUAGGGUGGAGCGCACGUAGUAAAGGUUAAGUUCAUUGUUCCUCCAGGUAUAGGGAUUCCUGAAUUAAACAGGUGACCCACCCAGCUGCCGGAGCAGUCAAGACGAAGACCUCCAAGAGAAGCUAGACAACUUCCACCGGAACUCAGCCUGGAGUCUGGGGGGAGGGUUUGCCCGAACUGUUAAAAGGUCCGGCGCCAUUAAAGUUUACGGCUUUGAUCAGUGAACAUUGA